Molecule: messenger RNA, 1437 nt
Organism: Arvicola amphibius (Eurasian water vole)
Lineage: Eukaryota; Metazoa; Chordata; Mammalia; Rodentia; Cricetidae
Product: smoothelin-like
Biological process (GO): actin cytoskeleton organization
Cellular component (GO): filamentous actin; microtubule organizing center
Molecular function (GO): protein binding
Source: RefSeq, a predicted model, not a curated record
UUGGAUGGCUGUGGCCAGGCUUCCUCAGGCCGGUUGCUGCUGCCCACAAGCAACCAGAGAGCAGAAUUGACCCUGGGACUGCGGGCCCCGACUCUUCUCAGCACCAGCAGUGGGGGCAAGAGCACCAUCAGCCACAUCAGCAGCCCUGGGACUGUGACCCGACUGGGUAGUGUCACUCAGGUUACCUCCUUCAGCCAUGCCUCCCCUGGUAACCGAGGAGGUUGCAACUUUAAGAUGGAGCCAGAUCCAGCAGAACCCCCCUUUGUGACAGUGGAAGCAGCUAAUGACACAGAGCCCCCAGAGGGACGGAGCCCCCUGAGUGCCGAGGAGCUGAUGGCCAUUGAGGAUGAAGGAGUCCUGGACAAGAUGCUGGACCAGACUAUGAACUUUGAGGAACGGAAGCUCAUCCAGGCUGCACUCCGUGAGCUCCGCAGAAAGAGAGACCAGAGGGACAAGGAACGAGAACAGCGACUAUGGGAGGCACGGGCCCGGCCAAAGGAGAGCGGAAACAAUCUGGCUACAGAGACUAUCACGAGGCAUAGUCAGCAGGCAGCUGACGGCUCAGCUGUCAGCACAGUUACCAAAACUGAGUGGCUAGUCCACUCCAACAAUGGCACACAGAUGGCCCGCACCACCACUGUGGAGUCAAGUUUCGUGAGUCGCUUGGAGAAUGGUAGCAGCAGCAGCAGCAGCACCACCACCACCACAGUCCAAACCAAGACCUUUUCUUCUUCCUCUUCCUCUUUCUCAUCCAAAAAGAUGGGCGGCAUCUUCGACCGAGAGGACCAAGCCAGCCCACGUCCUGGCAACCUGGCUGCCCUAGAAAAGCGCCAGGCAGAGAAGAAGAAAGAGUUAACGAAGGUCCAGAAUCUGCCCAGGACGUCAGCAUUACAAGAACGCAAGGCCAUGAUUGAGAAACUGGAGAAAGAAGGCUCCGCAAGUCCUGGCAUACCCCGUACCGCUGUACAGCGUUCUACCAGCUUCGGAGUCCCCAAUGCCAAUAGCGUCAAGCAGAUGUUGCUGGACUGGUGCAGAGCCAAGACCCGUGGCUACGAGCAUGUGGACAUUCAGAACUUCUCCUCCAGCUGGAGUGACGGGAUGGCCUUCGGUGCCCUGGUGCACAAUUUCUUCCUCGAGGUUUUUGACAAUGGGCAGCUUAACCCACAAAACAGGCGCCAGAACUUUGAAAUGGCCUUCUCAUCUGCUGAGACUCAUGCGGACUGCCCGCAGCUCCUGGAUACAGAGGACAUGGUGCGGCUUCGAGAGCCUGACUGGAAGGCCCCACGGAUGCUGGUGGUCUGUGUGCCCCUGGUGGAGGUGGAGGACAUGAUGAUUAUGGGCAAAAAGCCCGACCCCAAGUACGUCUUCACCUACGUGCAAUCGCUGUACAACCACCUGCGGCGCCAUGAGCUGCGUCUGCGUGGCAAGAAUGUCUAG